Messenger RNA from Microtus ochrogaster (prairie vole), 3585 nucleotides. RefSeq names its product regulator of calcineurin 3 (gene Rcan3). Gene Ontology annotation, biological process: calcium-mediated signaling. The record is from RefSeq and is a predicted model, not a curated record. Gene Ontology annotation, molecular function: calcium-dependent protein serine/threonine phosphatase regulator activity; nucleic acid binding. NCBI's taxonomy places the organism in Eukaryota, Metazoa, Chordata, Mammalia, Rodentia, Cricetidae. Gene Ontology annotation, cellular component: nucleus; cytoplasm.
CAGGCCCCAAGGGAGGGCGCGAGGCGCGCGGGUCCGGGAGCGCGCGCGACGCCAGCGACCUCGCUCUGGUCCAAGUCACCGCCCGCGUCCCCGGCUGAGGCGGCCGGCGUCGAGGGCGUGGCGGCUCCUCGCGGCCCCGGGCGGAGGGGUUCUGUUUGCCCCAGGCCGCGCUCGUCGCCCCCGGGCCUCUCCCCUCGAGCGCACAGCAGUGCCUGGCAGAUAUCCUAGAACUUUCCCUACGGAGAAGAUGCUUCGAGACACCAUGAAAUCUUGGAAUGAUAGCCAGUCUGAUCUCUGUAGCAGCGAUCAGGAAGAGGAAGAGGAGAUGGUCUUCGGUGAAAAUGAAGAUGACUUGGAAGAGAUGAUGGAUCUAAGCGACCUGCCCACCUCACUUUUUGCUUGCAGUGUCCAUGAAGCAGUGUUUGAGGUCCAAGAGCAGAAGGAGAGGUUCGAAGCUCUCUUCACCCUCUAUGAUGACCAGGUCACAUUCCAGUUGUUCAAGAGCUUCCGCAGAGUGAGGAUCAACUUCAGCAAGCCCGAGGCUGCAGCGAGAGCUCGGAUAGAGCUGCACGAGAGUGACUUCCAUGGCCAGAAGCUGAAGCUUUACUUCGCACAGGUGCAGGUGUCUGGGGAGGCUCGGGAUAAGUCCUACUUACUGCCCCCACAGCCCGCCAAGCAGUUCCUCAUCUCCCCUCCAGCCUCCCCGCCAGUGGGGUGGAAGCAGAGUGAAGAUGCGAUGCCGGUGAUCAACUACGAUUUACUCUGUGCUGUCUCCAAGCUAGGGCCAGGGGAGAAAUACGAACUGCAUGCAGGAACCGAGUCCACCCCUAGCGUGGUCGUGCAUGUCUGUGAAAGCGAAACUGAAGAGGAAGAAGACACAAAAAACCCAAAACAAAAAAUCACGCAGACUCGGCGCCCGGAAGCUCCCACAGCCGCACUGAGUGAGCAGCUGGACUGUGCACUGUGAGCUCAGCCACUGCACCUGUGCUUCCUGCUGCUACUGCUGCACCUGCACUGGAGCACAGCCACGAGAUGCUGUUGCAUCCAUCUGGCAGCAGGGUCAGCCUUGCCAGGCCAGAACAUGGGGUGAAGUAGCAGAUGCGGCCAGCUGUUUGAAAUUUUGAGCAAUGCUCCGAAUGGCACUUUAAGUGACAAGGUUAGCCCCCACUGUGUGGCACCUGACUCCUCCCCAAAAACAUUAGUACCCCGGAACGUAUCGCUCAUUGGGUACCGAAGGCCAGAAUUAGAAUCACCCAGUGCACUACUGUUUUUUACAGAUUUAAAAAUUAGUCUCAUAAUUUCAGUAAUUUGGUGUAGGUAUUCUUUGUACUGGUGUGGUUGUGUCUAACAAAUACAUUGAGCAAAGGCUGAAUGUCGCUCAGUAUACAUGACCUUUUUUUGGCACGAAAAGAAAUCUUAGAUCCAAAAUCAUUUGUAGAAGCCUUUUUUUCUUCAGUAUUUUUCCACUAGCCUUGGGGAUGAACUGCCAAAUGAGUGAGAUUAUCAGAUCCAAACAGCAUGCGCAGACGUGUUUCUUGGCUCUCCUCAGUAUCACUCUUGCGGUUGGUGGAGGUAGAGUCCAGGACCAUGAUCCCAGUGCAGCCCUCCUAGGCCUGGACCCUGCAAGCAGGAUGUAUCACUGGGAAGCUUGGCUGGUGAUGAUACGGAGUUGCAGCCUGUGGAGGGUGGCUCUUCAGUUUCUCUCUUGACCAUCCUAGUGCUGGCUUGUCGCUGCCUGAGUUGUCCUGUGCUGUGUGUAGCUCUGUGAUGUUAGUCCAGUCUUAAAUUUCAGAAAAUAAUGAUAAGACUUUCUGAAGACCACUUUGAAUUGGGAGGUAUUUCAUUUUUUAUUUUCUUUGAAGACAGGGUUUCACUUUGUAGCUAGCUGGCUUAAAAUCCUCUGUGAUCCUCCUGCAUUAGACUUCCAAGUGCUGGAAAUUACAGGGAGUGAGCCACCAUGCACUUCAAAUUUUUCCAUUCAAGUAUUCAACUGUUCAGAAAGAAAAAAAAAAUCACCAGUAGUACUUUUUCUUUGAGACAAGGUCUUACACUGUCUAGCCUGAGACCCAGUAUGUAUGUAGCCCAGGCUGGCCUUGAGCCCAAGACCAUUUGUUCUCCUUCCUCAGCCACUUGAGUCGUGGGAUUGAAGGUAUAAGCCCCUGUGUGCAGCUCAUGCUUCCCUUUUUAGUGAAAGUUUCCACCUUGGCUUGCAGUCCACUUUCAGAUGGAACAGCUUCUUGUUCUUGAAGCUGUGUUUGAGCUUCUGUAUGUGAGUGCAGCAUCGCUAGUGUGCUGGGGCUGCAGCCCCUCUUACAGAAGGCUCUCCUGCUCCAGGUGCGUCGGCUGGUCCCCUCACUGUGCUCUCACUGCACAGCAGGUGUCCAGGGCUGGUUGGGAUUGUGAAGGGACUGGCACAGAACUAAGAAACCAACUUGGCAGCUACUGUAAAGGAAGAAAAAUGGAGACAUUGAAGCCAUGAUGGCUAUGUUCUUUGGGUGACAUGUUAGAGCUGAGUGUCUUUUGUGGUGGAAUUGAUCUCUGAAGAUUUAAACUGUAUUGCACACAAAUGUCUGACUUGUUGAAACAGGGUCUCAUAUAGUCCUGGUUGACAUCAAACUUGGUACAUCUCAAGGACGACCUUGAACUCCUGCCUCUAUCCCCUAAGUGCUAGGAUUGCAGGUGUGCCCUACAUCACCGACAACAGCAACAGGAAGGGUUGUCCUUGCCCUCAGAUGCUGACCUCUGUGUGUUUGGUUGAAGAUUACGACUCCAUCCACACUGGUUUGUUGGACCCAAGUCAUCCUCUGUCGGGUCAGCUGAUAGGCUCUCCUUUGCACUUCUGAGCUCAGCAGUUUGCUUCUUUUGGUUGCAGGACAGACCCUACCUGCCAGCAGACAAGUAGAUCUUCAACAGUUGGGAAGUUUUUGUGUUCUGCAUUAUGCAAUAUCAGUUCUCUCUAAUUCUCUAAGUGAUCAAAACUAAUUUUUAGUCUUAGCUUUCAUUUCUAGCUGCCAACUUAAGAACCUCCCUCUCCCCCCCCCCCCCAGGUUUUCUUUAUUUUAGCUCUGACUGUCCUGGAACUAGCUCUAUAGACCAGGCUGGCCUCGCACUCACAGAGAUCUACCUGCCUCUGCCUCCUGAGUGCUGAGAGGUAAUUAAAAGUGUGCGCCCCCACACUUGGCCUACUCCUUUUUUAAGUCAAGAGGUGCAAACUGUUCAUCUCUUUAAAUCUUUUUGAGGGUAUUAAAUUGUGUGUAUGUAUGGGGCAUGUGCAAGGAGAAGGGAAGCCAUUUAAACUUUGCUGGAUAGCAAAUAUUAGCAUUUUCCUCUUUUCUGGUAUAUUGUUUCCAUAAGACAAGCUCAAGAAGAAGAAAAGAUACUCAUCCACUAUUUAAUGAAAUGAACCAGAGUAUCCAGGUGUCUGUGUUUAAGCUAUUUUGAUGCUCAGUUCAUGUACCCAUUUUAUAAUAAAUGAGUCCUGUUCUUUUGUUUGUUUGUGAAAGGUCUCAGGUAGCACAGGUAGCUGGUCUCAGAGUCCCUGUGUGGCCAAGGGUGAUCUUGAAUCCUGAUCCUACUGCACCCACC